Messenger RNA from Rhopilema esculentum, 2529 nucleotides. NCBI's taxonomy places the organism in Eukaryota, Metazoa, Cnidaria, Scyphozoa, Rhizostomeae, Rhizostomatidae. The record is from RefSeq and is a predicted model, not a curated record.
CCCAAUACAAUCGGAUUCAAGGAACGGCUUUUACAUUACCUAAGUUAAUGUUUGACAAGAUCAUGCACGGUUAAGUUAGUUCUCAACCGAGCACAACAAAUCUUCUUUACAACAGACAGUUUUACUUCCAAGGAUAUUGCAAUUGGAUGAAGUAUCUUCUACCUUUUUCAUUCAGCCGUGCAGAUCAUUUUACAAUUAACUCGAGCUCCUUUUUGGAUCAUUCCACAUACAUUUAUGGUGUCAGGUAUCCAAAUAGAGUUUUCGUUGGCGGAUUGCCACGUGAGACAACUGCAACUGAUCUGGCCAGUUUUUUCAGUAAAUUUGGUCGAGUAACAGAGUCGAAAGUUAUUUUGAACGAGGAUGGCACAUCUAAGGGCUAUGGAUUCAUAACUUUUGCCACUUCAGAGGAUGUUGCUGGUGUGUUUGGACAGGGUGUGAUAUUUUAUAAACAGAAGAAACUUAAUCUUGGCCCUGCAAUUAGAAAACAGGCACCAGAAACACCAGGGGAACCAAUCUACAUGUUAAAUUUACCAGCACAAACUCAAAUAUCUGGAUCCCCACCACCCAAAAUGCAGCCUAGUCCUCCAGCAUUGCCUCCUCCUUGUCGCCAAAAUUCACGAAGUCCUACAUUAGCAGCAUUGCCUGCACCUCCAGCAAAUGCCCGGAAUCUUCCAAUCCCACAAGCAGCACUAACGUUUCCACAGCACUGCUACCAAUCAAUAUCAAUGGUAGACAUAUAUCCACAAGCUUUACCAUUUGCACAAAAUUUCCAAUGGUUUCCAACACUGGCUUGAUGUUAAUUAGUCAGCAUUUAAAAACUGAAUUGAAAACUGUGGUUCCAUACUGAGUCAAAAAAGAUGAGAGAUUCAAGAAAUAAGCAACAAUGUUGCCAUUUCUUUGCACAAGUUAACAAUUUGACUGUGAUAUAUUAUGGUCCUUCAUUAGGAGCAUAUGGGCACUGGUUACUGCAUAUGCUUCUUCAGUCAUAAAUGUAACGCUAAAAUAGCUUGUAAAUUUAUUUUAUUUUAGAUGUCUGUGACCAAUUCAGAAAUAAUGGUGGGAUCAACAACCCAAACUUUGAGGCAAGAUUUUUGUACUUAAUUUCAACUCGAUUGAAACACACAGCAGAAAAUGAAAAGAAUUAUCAUAUAUCUUAAACUAUCCAAAAUGAUCUGCUUACAGAAUUGAAGUACAGUUUUGAGCUGUAUAGUUCCUUUAAUGAAUCUUUAAAUUUGAGGGCCAAUAAUUGCCUGUUGUAAAUUAUAUCAAACCACUUUUCUCAAAGUCAAUGGCUUAAAGAUUCUGGGAAAAAAACAAAAGCUGAAAGUGCUGAUUUUAUAAAUUUUAAUGAAACUGACAAAGUAAUGUAGAUAAACAAUUGCUAAAGUUAUUGGGAAAAUUUUUAAUCAAUUUGAAGAGUAAAAGUAUAAAAGUUACAAUAUUAGUGCUAGAAAAAUUGGCCAAAACCUGAAUGCUGGGAAUGUUUUUCCACCUAGAAAAGCUGAUGAUUGUGCCAAGCGUGUAUCCAAAUAUCUGAACAGAUGCUAAUUGUUUGAGCUAAUAUGCCAGGCACUAAUUACACCUAUAUCAUCAGCUUCUUGAUUUAGUUGCUCUUUCUUAGUUUUUAGUUUAGCAAUAGUUUUCCAUAAUAGAAUAUAGUAUUACUGGUAAUCAAUUGACUAAUAUUUUGGCAGCUUUUGAUGUAAGCAUGUAAAACAGUAAAUUCAUUACAAUAUGCAUUGUAAAAUUGUGUUCCUUUAAAUAUUAGAAAGAAAAACAGAGGUGUGUAGAAGCUGUUUGUCCAGGAGACAUAUUACUGCUUUUUGGAUUACAAAAAUUUUUUGGAAAAUUUUUUCACAUAAAGACUAUUGUAGAACUACUUCAAUUAGGAAUACCUCAACCAUGCUUGAUGAUUUUGUUAGGCUUGGUAGAUUGACUCUAGCAUAUCAGUUUCAACAAGCAGUCAUUGUUUUUUAUUCUACACACCUUUGUAACACUUUGGUUAACAAAUUUUGUUAUUUUAUGUAAGAUUAAACUUGGUUAACCUUAACUUGGUUAGUAAUGGGAUCAUAGCAUAAAUCAUCAAUAGAAAGACAUUAUCAGGAAAAUUUAAAACCAUAGUAUGCUUUAUAUCAGAGUAUACAUGUUAGUUGCCUUUUCAAACAAAAACAGACCAAUGCAUGGAUGUUUUGCCAUAGCCAGCAAAUUCUGUAUAUAUUUUUACUCAAUUUUCAUGCAUUGUAUUUAAAGCCAGUGAGGGAACAAACCUUCAACAGUGAAUACAUUUGAAGAGCAAAAUAAAAGUAUUUUUGAAUGCUCAUCUUGAAAAGAAACACUAUAUGCUCAAAAGAAAUGUUGCUAAUGCCUUGGUUCCCAGCUAUUUUGUUCCUUAAUUAUGCUCAUUAAUCUAAACUACCUUUAAUCCUAAUUAUCCUUUAAUUAUUUCAUUAUUAGACUUUAAUUUAUAUAGCAAUGCAUUUUUAAUUAGUAUUAUAAAAUUAUUUUGUGAUGGUAUAGUACAACUUAAAA